This is a messenger RNA of Funneliformis geosporum, 1020 nucleotides long. Lineage: Eukaryota; Fungi; Glomeromycota; Glomeromycetes; Glomerales; Glomeraceae. The record is from the annotation of a GenBank genome assembly.
AUGUCGUCUUCUAUAUCACCUUUUUAUCGUCCUGGGGUUUUUCCCGCACUUUCCAACCGGCUCCUUUCCAGCGCAUCUCAAUCCCUUCGUCUUGCUAUUAACCAACAAAUUUAUAUCAAAGCUGUUUAUGGUAAUCCUUUACGAGUAACCGGUUUACCUUUAACUACUACAAAAGGAUUCACUUAUUUGAUAGCAGCGUCUUGGCAUCCAAAAAGAAAACGAACUGCUGUAAAUUCUAUAUCUGGCAGUGGUCACGCAUGGUGGAAAGAGCGUAUGAGAAUUGGUAAAGUAGAUGCAGGAGAGGAUGCUUUUUUCUAUGUUGGGACAAAUAACGGUGUAGCCUUAGGAGUAGCUGACGGUGUUGAUCCAGCUAAUUUCUCUUGGGCAUUAAUGGAUAAUGCUGCAAGUGUAGCAAAAGACAAUGCACCAGAUCUGUCGCCAUUUAUUGCCCCAUCUGGUUAUAAUGACAUAUUAGACGCUAAGCAGAUACUAAGUGGAGCGUUUGACAAUUUGAUAAAAAGAAUCCUUAAUGCAGCUACUUUGGGCGACUCAGCAUAUAUUCUCAUCCGUAAUGGUUCACUACUAUAUGAAUCUCCAUCACAACAACAUUUCUUCAAUUGUCCAUUUCAAUUAACUAUCGUGCCUGAAUCUUACCCUAACCAAAAGCUCUACUUUAAAGACAAGCCGAGCGAUGCUCAACAAACUAGCCAUCAGCUUCAAGAUGGUGACGUAAUCCUUCUAGCUACUGAUGGUUUUUUUGAUAAUGUGUUUGCUGAUGAGGCUGUUGAAAUGGUAAAUAAAGAGCUUCGUGAUGUCAUGGGUCAUGAUGGUAUGGUUCGUGAAAUGGAUCUUGAAAAGCUCCGAACUCAUGUUAGAAGACUUUCAAGAAGAUUAACAGAUACAGCGAGACGAUUUUCUAUCGAUUCAAAGAGAAUUAGUCCUUUUUCACAAAGCGCAAAACAAAAUGGAGAAAGUAGAAUUGGAGGGUUUGCUGGUGCAUUAGCGAUCAGUAUUCCCUAG